AUGGAUGGACCGCCGGAGAAUCGCGAGGGAUCCGCCGAAAGCAGAGGCGUAAUCCCACGCACCGUGGAUCUCAUCUUUCAAGAGGUCGAGGACCUGCGGGCCAAGGGAUGGCAGUUUGACGUAUCGGCGACACUCCUCGAGGUCUACAACGAGGCCGUGCACGACAUCCUUGCACCCCGCAAGGAGCAGCGCGCCGCCUGCGGCACGGACUCCCGUCAGGCUGUGGAGCAGUUCGUCACCCGGAAAGUGGCCGAUGCAGCCGCUGUGCAUCGCCUCCUCGCGAAGGCGGCUCAGGAGCGACACGUCGCAGCUACGGCUUGCAAUGAUCGCUCGAGCCGGUCGCAUGCCGUCUUCCAGCUGUCGCUCAACGGCCACCGUUGGGCAGAGGAUCGCCAGGAGACCGUCUCGGGGUUGCUAUCUUUGGUGGAUCUCGCUGGUUCCGAGCGCGUGGAAAAGUCCCAGGCCACCGGCGAGCGCAUGAAGGAAGCGCGCUUCAUCAACCGCUCUCUUUCCGCUCUGGGUGAUGUCAUCGAGGCACUUUCACGACGCGGCAGCGAUGGCACAGGCCACGUGCCCUACCGAAACUCGCGCCUGACGAUGCUUCUGAAGUCCUCCUUGUCUGGAGACUCGAAGGCCCUCAUGUUUGUCAACGUCUCUCCGUGCCUCUGCCAUCUGAACGAGACUUUGGCAUCACUGCGAUUCGCCGCGAAGGUUCACGACUGCAACGUCGGUGUGGCAAGACGCUAUGCAGACAACGGAAAGGUCUGA
This is a messenger RNA of Symbiodinium sp. CCMP2592, 768 nucleotides long. The record is from the annotation of a GenBank genome assembly. NCBI's taxonomy places the organism in Eukaryota, Dinophyceae, Suessiales, Symbiodiniaceae.